Messenger RNA from Folsomia candida, 4157 nucleotides. RefSeq lists its product as uncharacterized. The record is from RefSeq and is a predicted model, not a curated record. The transcript is spliced from 3 exons. NCBI's taxonomy places the organism in Eukaryota, Metazoa, Arthropoda, Collembola, Entomobryomorpha, Isotomidae. The coding region runs from base 158 to 3997 and encodes 1279 amino acids.
CCUUCACUUGGAUAUGCAGACAUAGUUAUGUAUAUACGUUUUGUAAUAAUAUUUAUGCAUUCAUACUACAUUGCAUUUUCUCACCUCCAGGUUUCCGCUGAUCCGAUCGUAAAAUCGUUCACAUAACACUUGAAUUUUAUAUUUAAUUCUAAUUAAGAUGGAAGAGGAGCCCAUCGACAACUCGUGCAACUUUUUAUGUCUAGCGACAAGUAGCGACGAUGGUAUUCUGGAAAUAAACGAGGACGUCUGCAAGAAACUCUUUGAUGUGCAGAUUGAUCUAUGCACUCCGGGCCUCUGUGUCGUCGGCUUAAUCCUUGACCCAAUUAAUGGGAAUGAAUACCCUCUUCUAAUGCGGCAAAUGUUAUCCCACCUGCUACUAGUAGAUGAUGGCCAGGAAAAGCUGAUAGAAUUUUAUGAACGGUUUGAGAAUGGCUUGGACAACUUUAAGUCUAAUAAUUCAAAUGAUCCGAUGCUAGUCGCAUGGUCAAAUCCUAUCUGGGUGGAAAAAGGUGCUUCUACUCGAAUUCCGGUAUACAUUUUGGAUAUAAUUGGUAAUUUUCGGGACGGAUUCAAGGACCCCAAUUUUAUUGCAUUGGCUGGACUAUCGCUCUUAAUGUCGUCAUCAACAGUUGUGAUGAUGGAAGAAGAGUUGAAGGUGGAUGAUAUGAGAGACUUGGUUCCAUUUCUGGUCCAGGGGCUUAGAUCGGAACAAUUAAACCGUUACCAGCAAAUUAACUUUCUGAUUCGCAACGCAAAGUCGGGCCCCUAUGGAGACAAAGAUUCAACCCAAUUACUUCAAGAUUUUUGGACGAGUAGUAUCGAUGACGACGUAAUUUCAAGGGUUCGUGAAGUAUUUGAGGCCUUCAAUUGCCACAAAAUCCCUCCAUCAACACCUGGAAACAAAAUUAUAAGGCAAACUUUAUUCAAAAGAUUUUUUUCUUCCAUAUUUGACAAUUACAUCACGAUAAAACGGUCUCAGAAUGGUGCACCAAUGAAUGGAGAAGAUGUCGUAAAAUAUAUGGAGAAGCAUCGAGAUAAUGUAACAGAUUCAGAUUACGAGGCAUUUCUUGAAGUUUUUACAAAAAUUGGACAAAUAGUCCGAAAAGAGGAAGAUAAACAGGAUCCCUGGCGAGAGCCAAUUCAUGCGAAUGACAACGUCGAAGAUGACAGUGAGACUGACUCCGACCAAUCUGAAUGUACUGACGGUGGAUGCUGUGAACUUCCUAAAGCAGAAGAAAUAUGCAAUGAUAAGGAAGAUGUGGAGGUCGAUGAUGUGACGACAAUCUUUACAAAAUUUAACAUUAUUGCAGAUGUAAAAGAAGUUGAAAAACCGAGUCAAACUACUCGAUCGAAAUUUAGAAACCUUUUAAAAAUGGAAGAUGAGCAACCUGUCGUAACAGAGAAUUUUAAUCAGGGUCGCGAGGAAUUUAUACAAGUUAAUGAUGAAACUAUAAAAUCUGCAACAAAAACCGUUAACCAUGCAGCAGGCAAUUUAAGUACCCCUCCUAUCGAAUCUAAACCCCUGGUAAAGAGCAAAGUUCCGAUUGACCAGUUUCCAGAUGAACAGCCAAGCAUAAAUUCUGAAAGCUGUCUACUUACGACGAAAGGAGAUAAAAUAAUUGUUGAAGAUAAAAUAACUCCAAACCUUGACAUGAAUUCAGGAUCUUCGGAGGAUUUGGUUGAGAUUCCUAAAAAUGAAGACGAUAACUAUCAAACCGUUUUUCAAAAAUUACAACAGAUAACAGUACAAGUUUUGUGCUCCAAAUCCCCUGAUUCAACCACUUCGACAAACUCGAUUGUCAACGAAGCUUCACAAUUGAUGUCAGUCACUUUUUUAAAUUCGACCCCAGCCACACUAAACAAAGCAAUUGAUGAUGUUACCAAAAUCAUUGAACAGUUUAUUACCAUUGUCGUCAAAUUUCAAGAUUUUGUAGAAGAAGACUUUCGCAAUAUAACUCGAGAAACGAUUGUUUCUAAAUCAAAGGAGGGCCUUGAUUCUUUUAAAUUUGAAAUAUUUCUCCCAUGUUUAAGUAAUAUGCUAUCCCAACUAAGCACGACAUAUAUUGAAAUUAUGGACAACAACAAGACCACCCUUACUAAGGUGAUCGCAGAUGUGAUUAGUCAUGAAUGUAGCAGAUAUAAUUACUUAAUAUGCCAAGAACUUGCCGGUGUACGCCAGCAGGAUUGGGAUUCCAUAUUUCAGGAGUCAAUAAAAUGUAGAACUCAAACUUUAUGCUUCGAAGAGGCAGAGAAUACAUUGAAAGAUUUUCUUUUCCCAGAACAAAUUAAACAAAUGACUUGUGAUUUACAAGAAAAGCUUGAUUCCAUAUUAUCUCGCGAAGCUUCUCAGCUUGAACAGAGAUGGGAACAAGAAAAUGCAAUGUCAUCCUCGUUGGAACGAUAUUUGAGUGACUACACAGCAGAAUUUGAGAAAGAAGCAAAUUCCACCUUGACGGUAGGUUUGUUAGAAGAAGCUCGACAAAAACAUAUUUCUAAAGUUGCACAAGAUUUUAGAACAGAAUUUAGUGAGUCUAAAUCUUACAACCAAUUCGAAGAAAAGCUCUUUUCUGGGUUAGCCACAAUAGGUGACAAGGUUAUUUCAAAAUUUAAAACCAAUUUGACGCCUAGGCGGUCAAGCUUAACUUUUGCGACACCAUCACUAACGCCACAAUCGAGUAGGGCAGGUAAGGAUGCACUUUUAUCCUCAGAAAAGGAUUUAUCUGUCGAAACAGUGUCUAUUGCGAUGCAUUUUGGAAUAGAUAAGCUUUCCAUGAAUUACUGGGAUGAUAAGAAAAAUGUGUCUGUUAGCUUGUUAAAUAAUGUAGAUAAUAUCUUUUCAUAUGUCGGAAAUACAUUUAAGAUAGGACGUCAUCAACAGCAUUAUGUAAAUGCUGGUCAUAUCUUUGUGGAUAAUAGUAUUUCAUUACAACUUUGGCCGGAGAAUGUGAAAUUAACUGGAUGUUCAAUUAUAUUAGUUAUGCUUAUUACGUUGAAACGAUACGCGGAAACAAAUUUGUCCAAAAAAGUGUCAAACUGUGUUCUCGUUAUUCCUUCCUUUAUUGAUUGUGAAAGUUAUUCAGGUAUUUCAAGAUUUUCGACCCUACUCAAUUUUGAAAUUUCGAUCAUUUCUGAAGCUGAUGCGGUCGCAAUCCAAUAUUUUGGUCGCGUUGGUAUGUCUCACUCAUCGGAAUAUUUGUUACCUUCUCUUGUGGUAAUUGUUCUCCGAAAGACCUCUUACGAAAUGGCAAGUUUUUCUUGCUCAGGUAGACACAUUUCUAGACAAGGUUUCCAGUGCUGGCAAAAGUCUGAUUGGAAAGUAAGAAGGGCUUUUGAUUACAUGAUGGAUUACAUUUAUGAUGGUUUUAUUUCUAUGUUAAAAUCAGUUACCUCUUUCCUUCCAAAAGCAUUCAAAGUAAUUUUAGUUUCAGAAACAAGAGACGUAGUAAACAAUAGUUUUAAAAGCAGGAUUAAAAAAUCUGUCGUUCCAAAUGGUUUAUCCGAUGAACAAUUACUUAGCGUCUGUGCCGUAAAAGGCGCUUCACUUUUGGCUGGAAUUGAACACUCCAGUAAUUCAGCUUGGCAAUAUUGGACAAACUUCCAUGGCGGAAUUGUUGCAGAUAGAGAAGUGUCAUUACUGUUAAAUGAACAUAAUUACAAUGCCAUAGGAGUUAUGAAAGGUUGGUGGGCCCCAACUACUUCGGAAGAGGAAAGUGAAAUCAUUACACACAUAUCUCUUGCACAAAAAAUAAUGAAUAAGAAAUACAGUCCAAUCAAACAGAAAUUCAAAAAGUAUUUCAAUGAGAAAAUGCUGGAGAUAAAGAAUGAUACAAAUUUCUCAGAAUAUAUGAAAGAAUUAUUAACUGGGCUAAUUGAAAAAAACUUGAGUUUGGUAAAACAUUUGGACGUGAGUGAAAAAUAUUACACUAAUAAACAAAAGGAACUUGACAAAGAAAUCGAGGACAUUAAAACCAGGAAUAACAGUGGAAAAAAGCACUGAACCUGAUGUAAAUAUAAAUAAUUAUAAUUAUCAAAAUAUUCAACUAUCUGCUGUAUGCAUUUAAAUUAUAAAGAUUACGACUCUAAAAUACAUGUAUUUAGAUGUAAUGUAAUUUAGAAAUAUGAUUUGUUUGACAAUAAAAUCACACUAUAUUUGAAAG